Messenger RNA from Racocetra persica, 639 nucleotides. The record is from the annotation of a GenBank genome assembly. NCBI's taxonomy places the organism in Eukaryota, Fungi, Glomeromycota, Glomeromycetes, Diversisporales, Gigasporaceae.
AUGGAAGAAGAAUCCCACGACAAGAUUAUUAUAAAAAAUCUUCUCGUACGAAAUGUUACGGGAGUCGACUCUUGGGAGCGCGUAAAACGUCAACCAGUUUUAAUAAAUUUAACUCUUCAUAAAAACAUUUCUGAGGCUGGAAAAAAGGAUAAACUUUCAUAUUCCAUUAAUUAUGGAAUAGUUUCCAAAGCAGUCUCUAAAUAUGCCGAGGAUUCUAUCAGUGAUUCCAUCGAGGCUUUAGCAGAAGGAAUAGCUAAAAUUUGCGUGAAUGAAUGUCAUGCUCCUCGGGUUACCGUUCGUGUAGAAAAGCCUCGCGCUUUGUUGCACGCUGCUUCUGCAGGUGUCGAAAUAAUACGUACUAGAGAAGACUAUAGUAAAAUUGAUUCAAACUCAAAUACGUUUCCUAUUUAUAAUGAUAACCGUCAAGACGUAAUAUUUGUUAAAGAUUUGAGAUUAAGCGCGAUUAUCGGUGUCAAUCCAUGGGAGCGCGAAGAAAAGCAAACUGUGAUAUUGAAUAUAACAAUAUAUUCCGAUUUUAAUAUUAGUUCCUCGCAAGAAGGUAACCUCCCCAAGCCGCAUAAUUAUCGUACUAUCGUUAGAACUAUUUCUAAGUAUGUCGAAGAAUCAACAUAUCAAACU